AUGUCCUUGAUUGAUAUAUCUGAAGUUAGUAAAUUACAUCACAUAUUUGUAAUAUCAGAAUCUAUUGAAAAUUUUCAUCGUCAUUGUAUUCGUAGAGGUUAUUCAAUAAGAAACACUAUUACUAACAAUAAUAAUGCUAAAUUACUCGAAAUCAGGGAAGAAUUUCGUAAAUUAGGUGGUGGAUCUAUUGAUUUUAAUCCAAUAUUUUCGCCAGGAAUUGGAUUAAUCACACUUAACAAUCUUAAAAAACAUAAUUCAUUAAGUGGCAAGAUGAUGGCAGAAUUGGCAGAUUUGGUUGAUAGAUUAGAAAAGAAUUUGGUUGGAUUGAUAUUAACUGGUAGUGAAAAUACUUUUUGUUCUGAUUUAAGUGUGGCAAAAGACCAUAUAAUAACACCUGAAAAUGGGAAGAAAAUGAGUUUACUUAUGCAAGAUACAUUAUUUAGAUUCAACAAUUUACCACUGAUCUCUAUAGCAGCUAUUGAAGGGUAUGCAUUAGGUGGUGGAGCAGAACUAGCUACAGCUUGUGAUCAUAGAUGUGUUUCAGAGAAAUCUAAGAUUAGAUUUGUACAAGUAAAAAUGGCAGCUACAUCUGGUUGGGGAGGAGGGAAUAGAUUAAUUAAUAUAGUUGGUAGGAAUAAUGCAUUAAAAUUACUGGGGAAAAGUGAAUUUUUAAGUUAUAAUAAUAGUCAUCAACAAGAUCAACAAGAUAUUAUUGAUAUUGGAUUUGUAGAUGUGGUUUCCAAGGAAGGAGGGACCAUUAAAAAAUCCAUAGAAUUUCUUGAUUCUUAUAUUUAUUUUCAUAGUAAGAAACAACAAAUUGAAGAAAAAAAUCGAGAUGAAGAACAUCAUCCAAGAAAAAGAAAUAGUGUUAAUGCAGUAACAAACCAUAAUUCAACAGAAACACAAAAAAAAUUAUUAGAUUAUGAACAUGAAAUAUUUUGUAAACUUUGGGGUGAAAAAGAAAAUAUCCAAGCAAUUUUGAAAUCCAAAAAUUAG
Molecule: messenger RNA, 996 nt
Organism: Entrophospora sp. SA101
Lineage: Eukaryota; Fungi; Glomeromycota; Glomeromycetes; Entrophosporales; Entrophosporaceae
Source: the annotation of a GenBank genome assembly